UUCUUUUCUUUUCUUUUCUUUUUCUCUUCUCUUCUCUUCUCUUCUCUUCUCUUCUCUUCUCUUCUCUUCUCUUCUCUUCUCUUCUCUUCUCUUCUCUUCUCUUCUCUUCUCUUCUCUUCUCUUCUCUUCUCUUCUCUUCUCUUCUCUUCUCUUCUCUUCUCUUCCCUUCCCUUCCCUUCCCUUCCCUUCCCUUCCCUUCCCUUCCCUUUCCUUUCCUUUCCUUUCCUUUCCUUUCCUUUCCUUUCCUUUCCUUUCCUUUCCUUUCCUUUCCUUUCCUUUCCUUUCCUUUCCUUUCCUUUCCUUUCCUUUCCUUUCCUUUCCGUGUCUGAUUUGUCUUUUCCUACAGAGGUUCUUGUAUCCCCUUAUUCUCAAACGGUUUCACCUUUGUAUAUGUAUUACUGCAUGCUGAUUAAUCACUCUAGAAUGGAACAACUCCUAAACGAAAGCACGGCCUGUAGUAUAGGAUUAUAACGAAACCUGUUGGAUUAGGGAGAGCAAUUGAGGAUGAUUCAGAGCAACCUCUGAUAUGCAUCUGAAAAGUGACAAGAUCAAUAGUGAAGGGAGUGCUUUUGAAGAAGGAUAUUUAUCACUCCCUUAUACUGCCUUGUGUUGGUCAGGAUUUGAAAAAGGUGGCUGGUGGCGUUCCAAUAUGAAGCUGCAUUAGUCUGUGGAAAAGGUGAGAGAAAAAUCAUUCAAACCCCACUGAUACCAAAAUCUGUGCAAUCAGAGCAGGAGAUUGUGCUUUCAGACUAAUGGGUUAGGCCUCAUAACAGUCUACACGUCGCACUGAGAAAGAUUCUUUCACUAUAUUACAGAAGACCGACAUUUAAAAGAAAAAAACUUAUCCCUACACAAGAAAUAACAAAGCAACAGGAGGCCUCUGCCUUUCUUCUGGUUGUGGACCGACGAGCAAAGAUAAACUCGGCUGAAGAAAGGCCGAAGCAAGAGGUCGCCGCUGGAGAGAGGCAAUGCCUCCGUGGCCACUGUCCCGCGACUGCGAGCUGUGGGUGGGACAGGCCGGGCGGGCAGCGCUGAGCAGCGCUCGGUGUCUGCAGUGCCGGGAGGAGGCUGCGGGCGCCGCUGUUGACCGAGGAGGAGCGAGAGGAAGGCCGGAGCGCUGUAGGCAGCCCCGCCCGCUGCGGCCCGGCUCGCUCGCUCGCUGGCUCGGCGGUCGGGCGCUUUGUGAGUGUCCCCCCGGUGCGGAGCCGUGCUGCAGCGAGGCGGAGGGGCCGGCGGUAGCGGCCGGGAACGGAGAGCAGGGACCGAAACAGGAGAAGGCGCCACAGAGCUGCCGUUGUAGGUGCGGUGCCGGCGGGACGCGGCGGAGAUGUGGGCGGCGGGGAGGCGCUGGGGCCGGCGGGAGCGAGCCCUGCUGUGGGGUGUGCUGGUGGCGGCGUGGGAGGCGGCAUGGGGACAUCUGAGCUACUCGGUUUCAGAGGAGAUGCCGAAAGGCUCGUUCGUGGGUGACGUGGCCAAGGACCUGGGGCUGCAGCUGCUGACACUAGGAGAAGGCGGAGUCCGCGUUGUCUCCGAUGAUGGGACACAGUAUUUCUCCCUGCACGAGAGGACGGGACAUUUGGUGACGGCGGAGAGGAUAGACAGAGAGCAGCUGUGUCGGCUGGUGGAGAAAUGUGUGCUCCGCUGUGAAUUGUUAGUGGAGGGAGAAAUGCAGGUUCAUGGAAUUCAAGUGAAGAUCACGGACAUUAACGACAAUUCCCCCAGCUUUAAGGAAGCGGAUCUGGAGGAGAGAAUAAGCGAGACGACAGCCCCAGGGUCGCGGUUUCCCCUGCCCGAGGCUCACGAUCCGGACUCAGGACCGAAUUCUGUGCAGAGCUACGAGCUAAGCGGCGACGAGCACUUCUCGCUGGCCGUGCAGUCGGGUCCCGGCGGGGAUCAGCGUCCCGAGCUGGUGCUGGCGAAGGCGCUUGACCGGGAGGAGGCGGCGUUUCACGAGCUGGUGCUGAGGGCGAGCGACGGUGGCGAGCCGGCGCGGACGGGCACGGCGCGGAUCCGCGUGGCGGUGCUGGACGCCAACGACAACGCGCCCGUGUUCAGCCAGGCGGAGUACACGGUGCGUGUGCCGGAGGACGUGCCCGUGGGCUCCACCCUCGUCAUGGUCACGGCCACCGACGCUGACGAGGGUCCCAACGGGCACGUGAAAUACUCACUGAAGAAGGCGACGGACAUGACAACAGAGAUUUUCCAGGUGGACGGGGAGACGGGAGCGAUCUCGCUGGUGCGUAGCCUGGACUUCGAGGAAGGCGACUCUUACGAACUGGAGGUGCAGGCACGGGACGGUGGAGGCCUUUUCGAUGCCGCAAAGGUCACGAUCACAGUGACAGACGUCAACGACAACGUGCCCAAGAUAUCGAUUCGGUCGGCUCUGAAUGAGAUCUCUGAAGAUGCCCCGUCGGGGACCGUGGUGGCCCUUCUCCACGUGCAGGAUCGUGACUCGGGACCGAACGGCGAGGUGCGGUGUAGCAUCGCCAAGAGUCUCCCGUUCCGCUUGGAGAAGUCGUUUGAUAAUUACUACCGCGUAGUGACGACUCGGGAGCUGGACCGGGAGCAUGUGUCGGAGUACAACGUGACGGUGCGGGCGGAGGACGGCGGGUCGCCGGCGCUGUGGAGCAGCGCCGUGCUGGGGCUGCGGGUGCUGGACGUGAACGACAACGCGCCGGUGUUCGCGGAGACGCGCUACAGCGCCCGUGUGCCCGAGAACAACGCGGCGGGCGCGCUGGUGCUGAGGGUGCGGGCGUGGGACGCGGACUGGGGGCAGAACGCGCGCGUGCGGUACCGGCUGGGGGAGGGGCGUGUGCGGGGCGCGCCGCUGUCGUCGUACGUGUCGGUGGAGGCGGAGACGGGCGCGCUGUACGCGCUGCGCUCGUUCGACUACGAGGAGGUGCGCGAGGUGGGGCUGUGGGUGCGGGCGGAGGACGGCGGCGCGCCGGCGCUGAGCAGCAACGUGUCGGUGCGGCUGGUGAUCGUGGACGAGAACGACAACGCGCCGCAGGUGCUGUACCCGCCGGCGGCGCCUCUUGCGGCGGGCGCGGGCCUGGCGGGCGUGGAGCUGGCGCCGCGCUCGGCCGAGCCCGGGGCGCUGGUGGCCAAGGUGGUGGCGGUGGACGCGGACGCGGGGCAGAACGCGUGGCUGUCGUAUGAGCUGGCCAAGGCGACGGAGCCGGGGCUGUUCCGCGUGGGGCUGCACAGCGGCGAGGUGCGCACGGCGCGCUUCCCGCUGGCCCGCGACGCGGCGCGGCAGAGCCUGGUGGUGGUGGUGAAGGACCACGGGCGGCCGGCGCUGUCGGCCACGGCCACGCUGACGGUGGUGCUGGCCGAGAGCGUGGCCGAGCUGCUGGCCGAGCUGGGCAGCGCGGCAUCGGCGGCGGCGCCGGGCGAGCCGGCCGGCAGCCUGACGCGCUGGCUGGUGCUGGCCGUGGCGGCCGUGUCCUGCCUCUUCCUCGCCUUGCUGCUGCUGCUGCUUGCGCUGCGCCUGCGGCGCUGGCGCCGCUCGCAGCUGCUGGCGGCGGGCAGCGGCGCCUUGCGCGGCGUGCCGGCCUCGCACUUCGUGGGCAUCGACGGCGUCCGCGCCUUCCUGCACUCCUACUCGCACGAGGUGUCGCUCACGGCCGACUCGCGCAAGAGCCAGCUCCGCUUCUCGGGCGCCAGCUGCUGCGACACCCUCCCGGCCCGCCCGCCGCCCGACGAGCCCGCGCCACUGCUCGGGGAGGACCCCGCCGCUCCCCCGGUGAGUUCCAAUGACCGCCCUUUGCAGUGAUCGCGAUGCUUCCCUCUGCUGCUUCUCUGCCAUUUUACCGCCACGUUCCGCUGUGUCCUGGCAAGGGAGGUUUGGUUACAGGGAGAGCAAAGCUUCAUUCGGCAACGCGCUCUGUGCUGGUGGCUCUUGCCUCAGGGAGGUGAACUGAGGAUCGUUGGUCAGUGUUACCGUUGGUGUGGUUGGCAGCAUAAGUGGGUCUGCUCUUAUCUUGAACUUCUUCAGAGCGGGCAUAUAUGUUUUUGUCCGGUCUUUACGCUGUUGACUGACCCAGUUUUCUCCUGUAUGACAGCUUCUCGUUUACUUUUAGACCCUUGUUGUUUCUUUUGUGAACUGUAGUGAGAAGUCAAAGUAGCUUUAUCUUAGCAUAGUUUUACUUGUGUGUAGCGUGUGAGACAAAUCUGGUGCACUUUAGAGAUAAAUGGUCUGAGCAACUGGCUGUUUAAUGAGAAGUGCAUGAAAAUUAUCUCGGUCAAAGCACACUAUUGUUGCUGGAGAUAAAAGUCGUGAUAGCUAUAUGUUAGGGGCUAUUGAAGGACACAAGAAAUCUGUUUUGUUCCUUUUCUGUUCAGUGCCAAUCUGCAGUAUCUUGUAACGUGAAUUUCUUCUUCCUGCAUGUUACCGUGUUGCAGUUAACGAAUAGCUUAAUUAUGUACUAAUUAUAUAUUGCAGGUGCGAAUGGUUUAGUUAAGUAUUAAUAAUAAAUGUGUAGAAGCGAAUGGCUUCUCAUUCUUUACUAGAUAGUGAGUGGAAGAUCCCAUCUGUUACAUUUGCCUGAGUUUCCCAUACAUGUCUUUCAUGUUUACGGCUGCAAAGACAAAGACUUCCAUAGACCUGUUUCCCGAAAAUGACUCUGGAAGAAAUGCUCUUGUUUGUCUUUUACACAUCCUGUAAAGUCAAAUGUUAUCCAUAGUAUGGAGAAAAUGUCUGUGUAGAUUUUCAUUAGGUGGAGUCUACAUGCAAAUGAUGAACAGAAGUGAGAGACUGGCACGCUGUGAAGUGUUUGAGGAGACUGGUGGAUACCUGGCGUGUGUUUUGUUGACUCCUAGGGUUUAUUACUGGCCUUCUAGAAACGGGUCUGAAGAUGGCUUAGUUUUGAAUAUCACAUUGCUUGGACUGGCCCCAUCUUGUUUCAUCAGUGUUCCUUCUUGUUGCACGAUGUUCCCUGUCAAUAGUAUUUAAAGGCUUGGAUUGCUUACCAUGAUGAGGCAAAGAUGGGCCUCUGUGUGUCUGAUCAUGUGUCAGAAAAAUCAUGGGAAGUAAUGUCCUUAUUUGUCACAUACACGUGGUGGGAAGUCAGCACAGGAUCAGCAAGAGACUGGCCUGGAAGCAGGUAAAGAGGGGGUUGUGUGCUCCAUGUUUCUGGACAGUACUUUAAUAUCGUACCUAGUGUCAAGACCUCUGCCACUUACACUAGAGCCUUUUUACCCCACCCUUAAAGGGGAUGACAAUCUUCUGACAAACUGCUCUGCAAGUAAUAACCAUGGAAAUGCAAACAUGAAUGAGGGAGACUGUUUCUCCUAAUUGCUGUGUGAAAUGUCCUUUUUCUAGAUACAUGUGCUUGGGUUUCAUCCUGGUUGCUUUUCCCAGCAUAAAUCAACCCUCUGAUGUUAUUAAUUGCUCUUGCUGCUAUGAAGUAACUGCUGAUGUAUUUUCAGCCUUAGAAGUGGUGUGAAUGUAGGGGAUUGGAGUGUAUUUUUGUCUGGAAUUUCUGGGUUUGGGCCUUGUAAUUUAAAGUAGGUGUGAGGAAGGUACUCAUUUUAUACACUGUCCAAUGUAAUUUCCAAUCCAGAUUUUCCUGUGAAUGGUAAUCAUUGGGGUAUAGAGGCAAACAUUUCAAUAACAGUUGCAGAGUCACAUCUUGUCCAAAUUGCCAAUGUGCAUGAUCAUGUUUUGAGCUGACACUGAUGACUGAGUCUUUAAUUGAGUUGCAUGUUGUAUAUGCCCUUUAGAGCACUUUAUUUUCUUGAAAUGAGUGUGAUGAGCAGGGAAGUUUCCAUGCAUAUAUCCACGUUGUGAUUCUUGGUCUCCACAAGGAGAAGCUGCAUGUACAACAUUUGUUUCAGUGGUUUCUAUUUGCAAAAUUAUCUUCCCUUUUUUGUAUUAUGUUGGAGCACACUAGAACAUUCAGUCUGCAGAGAGACAAGGUAAGUGGCACAGCUCGCUGUGGUAUGGUUUGUAAUGUCUAAAAGUGAGGUGUAAAUAUGCAUUUUCUCCUAGUUGUUAAAUGGGGCCCAUAGUUGUGUUCCUGGGCAUUUUCCAUUUCUUAUUGCCCAAAGAAAUUACCUGGAGAACUGUGGCUAUCGUCUUUGGUAUAAACUCCUCUGUGAUCCUCCCAUGUACAUUUUACCAAUUAGAAACCCUUCUUGUGUACCUGCUACAGCUAACAUAAUCUGAAAUCCUAACCUUUCAUUUCUUCAUUUCUAUAGGUUUUACAUUUCUUCUGUGUUUCUUCUCAUAUUCUAGAACUGGACCUCAGUUGACUGAUAGUCCUUAAAGUACAGUUCUGUUAAAAUUAUCAGACUGCAGGAGCAGUUUCCACCCAUAACUUGAAGGUGUUCAGCUGCCAAGAUUUUGAUAGACCACUGUUUCCCAAAAAUGUUGCUGAAUGAAAUGCUCUUUGGCCAACAUAGAGGCAAAAGCUGGACAUUGUCCACAGUGCAACCCAAGUUUUGGAAUGCAGAGCAAGAAGGCUAAGAUGGUGGGCUCCAGUUACAAAAAGAUGUGGUUCUAUGUGGUUUUGACUGGACAAUGGUUUGAUUUCAUGUCUUUGACAUUCGUGUUGUGAUCCUAGAUUUGCUGUCCUGCAAGACAAUGGUAGUCCUCUGGUAAGAAAAUAUUUGAGCUUAAACGUGGACCUAGAACUAUGAUGCAUGGGUAGAAGAGCUUGUGAUUCCUCUUGGAAACCUAGUUUACACAUUUGUAUCUCCCUGUAACUUUUUGAUGUAGAAUUUCUUCAUAUUUGUAGUGUAAGUAUGUACCUAGAAAUAUGGCACAUGGGGAGAACAGCUUAUGAUUGCUGUUCGAAACCUCUUUGUCCGUCUCUAUCACCCUUUAACUUUGAGGUGUAGAGUUCCUUCAUAUUUGUAGUUACACUUUCUUCAGACCUUUGUUUCCUGGAAGGUUGUGCUUCUUUUUCUCAGUUUCUGGACAGUGCUUUUGCUUUUGAAACUGUGGGUGUUGUUUUGCAGCAAAUACUUCCUUCAAUCACUUAAGACAGAAUUUUAGUUAUUAGGAAAAUGAAGCAGAAGCUGGAAGAGAUUCUGCUGUAAUUUCUCAGAAGAAUGAGCUUGAGAACAAGGCCCAUUUUAAGGCCUUUACACUCAUGGCUUCAUUUUUGUGGGAGAUGAGGAGGCCAGAUACUGAAAAAAAACACUGAGAGCUGAUGAGUAUUUCUUCCUAUGUAAUCCAGAGGCCUUUAGGGUUGCACUUUCAGCUUUAGAGGUGAACAAUUUCCAGGUGCUCUCAGGGUUGAAUUUCAAGGCCUGCAAUGAAGACCAAAGCACCCUCUCAGU
Molecule: messenger RNA, 7287 nt
Organism: Columba livia (rock pigeon)
Lineage: Eukaryota; Metazoa; Chordata; Aves; Columbiformes; Columbidae
Product: protocadherin gamma-A10
Exons: 1
Coding region: 1328-3775 (815 amino acids)
Biological process (GO): homophilic cell-cell adhesion
Cellular component (GO): plasma membrane
Molecular function (GO): calcium ion binding
Source: RefSeq, a predicted model, not a curated record